This is a messenger RNA of Rhinopithecus roxellana (golden snub-nosed monkey), 2890 nucleotides long. RefSeq names its product misato mitochondrial distribution and morphology regulator 1. Gene Ontology annotation, cellular component: cytoplasm. The transcript is spliced from 14 exons. The record is from RefSeq and is a predicted model, not a curated record. Gene Ontology annotation, biological process: mitochondrion distribution. Lineage: Eukaryota; Metazoa; Chordata; Mammalia; Primates; Cercopithecidae. Bases 475 to 2187 code for a protein of 570 amino acids.
UCCACAUAUUAGUCGUGAUCCGCGUGACUUCUGAAGACAUGAGAGGGCAUGGGAGGCUUUAGGGGAGCUUCCGUUUUUCUGGCGAGGUUUUAUUUUUGCCCGGGAAGCUAUCAGCCAGCGGAGAUCUGUGAGAAGGGAUAAGACCUCAGGGGAAGUACGAGGAAGAGCCUUCCGCGGCCCGCGACCGGGCGGCCGCUUCAGCGGCCGAGGCAGCGCCCAGCCGGCUCCAACGUGAAGCAGGAGCAAAGGCGUGGCCCGUGGACCCCGCCCCUCGCAGGCAACCACAGAGAAGCCGGACUGGGCCACGUCUGGGAAGAGGCAGGAAUCGGCGAAUCGUUUCUCCAAUAGAAAAGGAUGUGUUUGCGGACCAAUAGGUCGCCGAGAAUGACACCCGCCCACGCGCCUGCCAAGCCAAUCGGCUAGGAGCAGCGAGCGGCGGGGCUGGGUCGCUGCGGUCCCUUGGAGCCGCGCAGUAUGGCGGGCGGGGCCCGGGAAGUGCUCACACUGCAGUUGGGACACUUUGCCGGUUUCGUGGGCGCGCACUGGUGGAACCAGCAGGAUGCUGCGCUGGGCCGAGCAACCGAUGCCAAGGAGUCGCCGGGAGAGCUGUGCCCCGACGUCCUGUAUCGUACGGGCCGGACGCUGCACGGCCAGGAUACCUACACGCCGCGACUCAUCCUCAUGGAUCUGAAGGGUAGUUUGAGCUCCCUAAAAGAGGAAGGUGGACUCUACAGGGACAAACAGUUGGAUGCUGCAAUAGCAUGGCAGGGGAAGCUCACCACACACAAAGAGGAACUCUGUCCCAAGAAUCCUUAUCUCCAGGACUUUCUGAGUGCAGAGGGAGUGCUGAGUAGUGAUGGUGUUUGGAGGGUCAAAUCCAUUCCCAAUGGCAAAGGUUCCCCACCACUCACCACCGCUACAACUCCAAAACCACUUAUCCCUACAGAGGCCAGCAUCAGGGUCUGGUCAGACUUCCUCAGAGUCCAUCUCCAUCCCCGGAGCAUCUGUAUGAUUCAGAAGUACAACCACGAUGGGGAAGCAGGUCGGCUGGAAGCUUUUGGCCAAGGGGAAAGUGUCCUAAAGGAACCCAAGUACCAGGAAGAGCUGGAGGACAGGCUGCACUUCUACGUGGAGGAAUGUGACUACUUGCAGGGCUUCCAGAUCCUGUGUGACCUGCACGAUGGCUUCUCUGGGGUAGGCGCGAAGGCGGCAGAGCUGCUACAAGAUGAAUAUUCAGGGCGGGGAAUAAUAACGUGGGGCCUGCUACCUGGUCCCUACCAUCGUGGGGAGGCCCAGAGAAACAUCUAUCGUCUAUUAAACACAGCUUUUGGUCUCAUGCACCUGACUACUCACAGCUCUCUCGUCUGUCCCUUGUCGUUGGGUGGGAGCCUGGGCCUGCGACCUGAGCCACCUGUCAACUUCCCUUACCUGCAUUAUGAUGCCACUCUGCCCUUCCACUGCAGUGCCAUCCUGGCUACAGCCCUGGACACAGUCACUGUUCCUUAUCGCCUGUGUUCCUCUCCAGUUUCCAUGGUUCAUCUGGCUGACAUGCUGAGCUUCUGUGGGAAAAAGGUGGUGACAGCAGGAGCAACCAUUCCUUUCCCCUUGGCUCCAGGCCAGUCCCUUCCUGAUUCCCUGAUGCAGUUUGGAGGAGCCACCCCAUGGACCCCACUGUCUGCAUGUGGGGAACCUUCUGGAACACGUUGCUUUGCCCAGUCAGUGGUGCUGAGGGGUAUAGACAGAGCAUGCCACACGAGCCAGCUCACCCCAGGGACACCUCCACCCUCCUCCCUUCACACAUGUACCACUGGGGAAGAAGUCUUGGCUCAGUAUUUACAACAGCAGCAGCCUAGAGUCAUGAGUUCUUCCCAUCUGCUGCUGACUCCCUGCAGGGUGGCUCCUCCUUACCCCCACCUCUUCUCAAGCUGCAGUCCACAGGGUAUGGCUCUGGAUGGUUCCCCCAAGGGAGCAGCAGUGGAGACCAUCCCAGUAUUUGGGGCACUGUGUUCCUCUUCGUCCCUGCACCAGACCCUGGAGGCCUUGGCCAGAGACCUCACCAAACUUGACUUGCGGCGCUGGGCCAGCUUCAUGGAUGCUGGAGUGGAGCAUGAUGACGUAGCAGAACUCCUGCAGGAGCUACAAAGCCUGGCCCAGUGCUACCAGGGUGGUGACAGCCUCGUGGAGUAAAGUUCCCAGUGUGGGAGAGAGGAGCUAGUUUGCAAUAAAAACAGCUGGAUGCAGGAGCCCAGUGUCUUCGUGCAGAGGAGCUCAAUGUUGCAGGACUAGCUACACCAACAUAUGCACUUUUUACAUUUAGAAACACUGUGAUUAGACCACAGAACAAUAAAUAUGUGCCAUCAGACCAAAAAAAAGUAGAGAAAGGAGCUGAACUCCACUCUCACUCGAUACUAUUUACAGAGGAGAUCUGUAAGGUCUUCAUAAAAGACCUUGAAUGGUGCCUAGGAUGGCAGAGCCCCUGGGUCCUACUCCAUCCUCCAGCCUUUGUCCUCAUCCUGGGCUCCUCUCCUGGUCUGUAAACUGGGCGCAAGGACUGUACAAGCAGAGUACAACUACCCUCCUGCCUAAUGACAGGGCACCUGUUGGGUUUGGUCCUGCGUAGAUGAUACCCAAGUAUUCCCAGAGUCUCAUUCAUCCAGCUCCUCUUCAGACAGAAGGUCCCCACGGUCAGACAGCUGGUCUGCGUUGCUGGUACUGGUAGCAUCAUCCUCAUCCUCAGAGCUGGCUUCACAGGCAGUGUGGAAGAGCCGCAUGAGUUCUCGAAAACGGUGGGAGACCUAAGAAAGGAGCAGGGCUGUAUUCACUGAUCCUUAGUAACAUGUUAACAUUUAUGAAGCACUAAAUAUUGAUUUGCAAAAUCUUUUAUGUAUUC